This is a messenger RNA of Rhodotorula toruloides NP11, 1275 nucleotides long. RefSeq names its product translation initiation factor eIF-4A. The transcript is spliced from 9 exons. Gene Ontology annotation, molecular function: ATP binding; RNA helicase activity; RNA binding. The record is from RefSeq and is a predicted model, not a curated record. NCBI's taxonomy places the organism in Eukaryota, Fungi, Basidiomycota, Microbotryomycetes, Sporidiobolales, Sporidiobolaceae. Bases 1 to 1275 code for a protein of 424 amino acids.
AUGGCGUCCACCACCCCCGCGGCUACCAAGCCCGAGACUCCCGCCGCUGAGGCUCCCGCCCAGGCUGCUGGCGGCCUCGAGAACCCCGAGGAGGGCCUCAUCGAGUCCAACUGGGACCAGGUUGUCGACAACUUUGACGACAUGAACCUCCGCCCCGAGCUCCUCCGCGGCAUCUACGCCUACGGUUUCGAGCGCCCGUCGGCUAUCCAGCAGCGCGCCAUCAUGCCCGUUGUCGCCGGCCACGACGUUAUUGCCCAGGCCCAGUCGGGAACCGGCAAGACGGCCACCUUCUCCGUCUCGAUUCUCCAGUCGAUCGACGUCAACCUCAAGCAGCCGCAGGCGCUCGUCCUCGCCCCGACCCGCGAGCUCGCCCAGCAGAUCCAGAAGGUCGUCAUCGCGCUCGGCGACUACAUGAACAUCGAGUGCUUCGCCGCCGUCGGCGGAACCUCGGUCCGCGAGGCCAUGGCCAAGCUCCAGGAGGGCGUCCACGUCAUCGUCGGCACCCCCGGACGUGUCUUUGACAUGAUCCAGCGCCGCGCGCUCAAGACGGACCACAUCAAGAUCUUCUGCCUUGACGAGGCCGACGAGAUGCUCUCGCGCGGUUUCAAGGACCAGAUCUACGACGUGUUCCAGCUCUUGCCGCCGACGACCCAGGUCGUCCUCCUCUCGGCCACGAUGCCGGCCGACGUCCUCGAGGUCACGACCAAGUUUAUGCGCGACCCGAUCCGCAUCCUCGUCAAGCGCGACGAGCUCACGCUUGAAGGUAUCAAGCAGUUUUUCAUCGCCGUCGAGAAGGAGGAGUGGAAGCUCGAGACCCUCUCGGACUUGUACGAGACCGUCACCAUCACCCAGGCCGUCAUCUUCUGCAACACCCGCCGAAAGGUCGACUGGCUCACCGACAAGCUCCAGGCCCGCGAGUUUACCGUCUCGGCCAUGCACGGCGACAUGGAGCAGGCCCAGCGUGAGGUCAUUAUGAAGGAGUUCCGCUCCGGCUCCUCGCGUGUCCUCAUCACGACCGACCUCCUCGCCCGCGGCAUCGACGUCCAGCAGGUCUCGCUCGUCAUCAACUACGACCUCCCCUCGUCCCGCGAGAACUACAUCCACCGUAUCGGCCGUGGCGGUCGUUUCGGUCGCAAGGGUGUCGCGAUCAACUUUGUCACCCAGGAGGACGUCCCCGCGCUCCGUGACAUUGAGCGCUUCUACAACACCCAGGCGCGUGUUGGCGGGAAGAGGCGCGUUAUUGACGAGAUGCCAAUGAACGUUGACCUCAUCUAA